AUUAGGAUUUCGGUCCAACACUGGUUUUUACGUAGAAAUCGAGCAUCCUUACCGCGAUAUGACAGCGUCCUUCCCCCCGAAAACGAAAUCUUAGCACCGCCUCGGAGACAUUUUGUGCGAAAAUACUAGAAUUGGCUCGGUGGUCGUCGGACAGAAAAGCUCCGUAUAUCUGAUUUCCCCUUCGGAGUGCGGCGAUUCAGCCCUGUCGCCGUCCGGGAGCAGUAUUGUUUACCGUGGGCAAGCGGAGACCAGGUCGUGACUUUCGAAGUGAUUUGCAGAAAAACGGCAUUUUUAUGCAAUUGUGCAUUUUUGUGGAGCUUCGCGCGAUUUUUGCAUGAAGAAAUUUGACGUCACGCAAAAUGGGUACUUUGAACAUCUAGAAAUUACGACGUUUUCUCCGGAAUGCAGAAAUCCACGUAAUUUUAUUUGAUUGACAGCUUGAAGUUCGAUUUUUACAUGGGGAAUAUUUUAUUCUGGGUUAUUUAAUGAUAAUAAUGUGGGUGUUGGGUGUUGGAUUAUCAUGGGGUGAAUGGCGGUGGCGAAGCGGGGCGCUAUUGCAUCUCUUUUGAAAGACACCGACUCUCACGUCAAGUAGUAGCUAACAGUUAACUUAGCUGGUAGCAGGCAAUUAGCUAGCUAUUAGCCAGUUAGCUCACGUUAGCAGGCUACCAGUUUGCUAAUGUGCUAACCGGGAAGAUUCGGGUUGAUAAAACAACUUCCCUGUCGUAAGGUUAACGAUUAUUACCUACUUGAGCAACCCGCCGGAGAAGAUAUCAACUAUGGCUGAAAACCUGCUGGACGUCGGACCUCCCAACUCCAAGCGGCCGAAGCUGAAUUCACCUGCCCUGUCAGCGACUGAUGGACCAGACCUGAGCUCACUGUCCUGGGAUGAUUUGGAGAAUGACCUUCCAGAUGAGUUGAUCCCUAAUGGAGAGCUGAUGGGCGUGAUGCCUUCAAAUGGUGGAACAGCACCUGGAGCUGGUGGGCCAGGUGGUGGUGGUGGGGCCACAGGCGUCCCAGAUGCAGCCGCCAAGCACAAGCAGCUCUCAGAGCUCCUUCGAGCCGGUAGCGCAUCCGGUAUUGCAGGCGCAGGGCUGAACUCAGCAAGCCCUCAGCCAGGCAGUAUGGGGUCUCAGCUGGGCACACCACUGGGUAAGAGCCCCAUAGGCCAGGGCUCCCCUAACAACCACCCAUCCCCCCAGGCCCAAAAAGCAGGAACACCUACUGGGGUAGCAGGACAGAACAACAACAAUAAUACUGCAACAAUGGGCUUGAACACAACAGGCUUCAACCAGGCCAUGAUGAAUAAUAGCCAGGGCCAUGCUGGGCUCUUGGCCCAGGGAGGGCAGCCCCAACCUGGGCAGGUGAUGAAUGGUGGUCUUGGACCUGGAGCUGGGAGAGGGCGGGGAGCAGGGGUGGCAGGCAUCCAGUACCAGGGACCGACAAUGCAGGGAGCAGCACCAGGACCAGGAGGAGCAGGGAGUGCAUUGGCAGAGACACUCACCCAGGGAGGACAGCAGAUGGGCGCUCACGCCACCCUCAGUGCUGCCCAGCAAGCAGGGAACAUGAGCAAGAUGGGCCUUGGCAGCAAUGGGGGUCCGUUUGCAGCUCAGUCCUACGGUCAGGGUGCCACAGGGCCCAGCCAGCAGCUAAACCCUCAGCAGCAGCUCCAGAACAAGGCUGCCCUCGCCAACAGUCUGCCACCCUUCCCCAGUGAGCUCAAAGGGGCCGCUGUCACGAGUGUGCCAAACAUGCAGCUCCAGCAGCAGUCCCAGCAGCAGACCAUGCUGCCCCUGGCCGGCGGUGGAGGUGUGGCGGUGCCUUCAGCAGGUCCCACAGCCGACCCUGAGAAGCGGAAGCUGAUCCAGCAGCAGCUGGUCCUGCUGCUUCACGCACACAAGUGCCAGCGACGGGAGCAGGCCAACGGCGAGUUGAAGGCCUGCGCCCUGCCCCACUGCCGCACCAUGAAAAACGUCCUCAACCACAUGACCCACUGCCAGGCUGGGAAGUCCUGCCAGGUGGCUCACUGUGCGUCGUCCAGACAGAUCAUCUCCCACUGGAAAAAUUGCACACGACACGACUGUCCCGUCUGCCUGCCGUUGAAAAACGCCAGCGACAAGCGCACCCAGCAGCCCAUGCUGAGCUCCCCCAAUACGGGCCUCCAGAACCCCAUGUCCUCGGUUCGUGUGGGCCAGCCCAGUGCUCCCACCAUCAAUACCUCAGCCCCCAUAGACCCCAGCUCUAUGCAGAGAGCUUAUGCGGCACUUGGGCUGCCCUACAGCAGCCAGACCACUGGACAGGCCCAGACCCAGCAGGCCCCGGGCCCAGGACAGACAGCAGGCGCCCAGAAUGCCCAGCAGCUUCCACAGCAGAUGAGACCCAUCAAUGCACUCGGUAACCAGAUGGCUCUUGGAGGUGCGACAAUGGGCGUGAACACUUCAGAUCAGACCAACCUGCACACAGACUCCCUUCCCAACACACUCAACACUAACAAUCAGCUGCUGUCAGACGGGUCAGCUGUGGGCUCAAUGGGCAACCUACCCACAGCAGCACCCCUCUCUGCCACAGGCACCAGGAAAUCCUGGCACGAGCACGUCACUCAGGACCUGCGCAAUCACCUCGUACACAAACUAGUACAAGCCAUAUUCCCAACCCCUGACCCGGCAGCUUUGAAGGACAGACGAAUGGAGAACCUGGUGGCCUACGCCAGAAAGGUGGAGGGGGACAUGUAUGAGUCAGCUAACAGCCGGGAUGAGUACUAUCACUUCCUGGCUGAAAAAAUCUAUAAAAUCCAAAAGGAACUGGAGGAGAAGAGGCGCUCAAGGCUACAGAAGCAGAUCAUCAACCAGGCACCUCUGGCUGCACAGGCGACCCAGCAGCCCACCCUCCCCCAGCCCGGUGCCCUGGGCCCCAGGCCACAGAACGGAGCUGUUUCUCUGCCCAACAUGCCAAAUCAAAUCAUGAAUCGCAUGCAGGUUUCACAAGGAAUCAACCAGUUCAACCACAUGGCUCUGCCCAACGCCCAGAUAUCCCAGACACCCAUGGGAGCCCGAGCUGCCUCACCCAUGAACCACCCACAGCAAGUGAACAUGAGCUCCGUCCCAGCGAUGGGCAUGUCACCCUCCAGGAUGCCUCAAGCCCAGGGUAUGAUGACCGGUCACGGCGGCGGCAAUAUGGUGGGCCAGACGGCGAGCCAAGGGCAAUUUCUGGCUCAGACUCAGUUUCCUCCAGGAUCUGCUGCCGUCGCUGCAACGGGGGCCAUGAAUGUCACCGUGGGGCCUGGAAUGGGCCAGCCACCCGCACAGGCUGCUGUCACCCAGCAGCAGCAGCAGAGCGCUAACAUCCCCAUGAAUGCACUUGGGCCCUCGCUGGGCCCUCAGCUAGCCUCCUCCCAAACCCCCUUGCACUCCACACCUCCGCCGGCUGCCUCCUCCGCCUCCACGGCUGGGGGGUCCACUAACCUGCCGCACCCCCAGCCCUCCAGCCGCAGCUCCACCCCCACCCUCCCCGGCCCUGCCCCAGCCCAGGGUGCCACCCCGCCCCGCCCCACCCAGCCCCAAACCCAGGCGGAGCUCCCGGCAGCAGCACAGACGCAGCCCCCGCCUCAGCCCCCUACCACGCCGCUGUCAGCUCAGCCAGGGGCCAAUCUGGAUAACCGGGUGCCCACGCCGGCCUCAGCCGCCAGCGCCGAUCUGCCCGUCCAGGAGGUCAAAGCGGAGGCACACCACGACCAACAGGACUUUGAGGCCGCUGGCGGCAAAACUGAGCCCAAGAUGGAGACUGAGGACGACUCUGGUUCGACGUUGGUGAAGAAGGAGGAGCCAGAGGAGAAGCCACAGCCUAUGGAGGUUGAUGAGAAAAAGCCGGAAAUGAAGACAGAACCCAAAGAAGAGGAGGAGGGAGGAGCCAACAGCACAGCCUCCUCAUCUCCCUCUCAGUCACGGAGGAAAAUCUUUAAGCCAGAGGAGUUGCGCCAGGCUCUGAUGCCGACUCUUGAGUCUCUCUACAGGCAGGAUCCUGAGUCUCUGCCCUUCAGACAGCCAGUAGACCCCAUGCUUCUGGGUAUCCCGGACUACUUCGACAUUGUUAAGAACCCAAUCGAUCUGUCCACAAUUAAACGCAAGCUCGACACGGGCCAGUACCAGGAGCCCUGGCAAUACGUUGACGACGUCUGGCUGAUGUUCAACAACGCCUGGCUCUACAACCGCAAGACAUCCCGUGUGUACAAGUACUGCUCCAAGCUGGCCGAGGUGUUUGAGUCAGAGAUCGACCCCGUCAUGCAGGGCCUGGGCUACUGCUGUGGGAGGAAGUACGAGUUCUCUCCUCAGACCCUCUGUUGCUAUGGCAAGCAGCUCUGCACCAUACCUACUGGGGGCACAUACUACAGUUAUCAGAACAGGUACCAUUUCUGUGAGAAGUGCUUCAAUGAGAUCCAGGGGGAGAGUGUGACGCUAGGAGACGAUCCUGCACAGCCACAGACAAUGAUAUCGAAAGACCAAUUUGAAAGAAAGAAGAACGACGUACUCGACCCUGAACCGUUUGUUGAAUGUAAAGAUUGUGGACGGAAGAUGCACCAGAUAUGCGUCUUACACUACGAGGUCAUUUGGCCAUCCGGAUUCAUCUGUGACAACUGUUUGAAGAAGAGUGGAAAAACACGGAAGGAAAACAAGUUUUCUGCAAAACGGCUGCAGUCAACACGAUUGGGAAUGUACAUAGAGGAUCGUGUGAAUAAAUACUUGAAGAGACAGAACCACUCGGAGGCCGGCGAGGUGUUUGUGCGAGUGGUGGCGAGCUCCGACAAAACGGUGGAGGUUAAACCAGGCAUGAAAGCCAGGUUUGUCGACACGGGUGACAUGCCUGAGACCUUUCCCUACAGAACCAAAGCACUUUUCGCCUUUGAGGAGAUUGACGGUGUAGAUGUAUGCUUCUUUGGCAUGCAUGUGCAGGAGUACGGCUCUGAGUGCUCAUUUCCCAACACUAGACGGGUCUACAUAUCAUACCUUGACAGUAUUCACUUCUUCAGACCUCGGACUUUACGAACAGCAGUGUACCACGAAAUCCUCAUUGGCUACCUUGAAUAUGUCAAGAAACUCGGGUAUGCCCAGGGCCACAUCUGGGCGUGUCCGCCCAGUGAAGGGGACGACUACAUCUUCCACUGCCAUCCUCCUGACCAGAAGAUCCCUAAGCCUAAGAGGCUGCAGGAGUGGUAUAGGAAGAUGUUAGACAAGGCCUUUGCAGAGAGGAUCUUGCAUGACUACAAGGACAUCUUCAAACAGGCAACAGAGGACCGCCUGACCAGCGCCAAUGAGCUGCCCUACUUUGAAGGCGACUUCUGGCCCAACGUUCUGGAGGAGAGCAUCAAGGAGUUGGAACAGGAGGAGGAGGAGAGGAAGAAGGAGGAAAACACGGCUGCCACUGAAACACCUGAGGGUACACCAGGUGACAGCAAAAAUGCUAAGAAGAAGAACAACAAGAAGACCAAUAAAAACAAGAGUAGCGUGAGUCGAGCCAAUAAGAAGAAGCCUGGGAUGCCGAAUGUAGCCAAUGAUCUGUCCCAGAAGCUUUAUGCCACCAUGGAGAAGCACAAAGAGGUGUUCUUUGUGAUCCACUUCCACUCGGCUCCAAUGGUCAACACCCUUCCACCCAUCACUGACCCUGACCCCAUGCUCUCCUGUGACCUGAUGGAUGGACGUGACGCCUUCCUGACUCUGGCCAGGGACAAACACUGGGAGUUCAGCUCCCUCAGGAGGUGCAAGUGGAGCACCAUGUGCAUGCUGGUUGAGCUGCACAACCAGGGACAGGACCGCUUUGUCUACACUUGCAACGAGUGCAAGCACCAUGUGGAGACACGCUGGCACUGCACAGUGUGCGAGGACUUUGAUCUUUGCAUUAAUUGUUACAACUUGAAGGGCCACGAGCACCAGAUGGUGAAGUGGGGCCUAGGCCUGGACGACGACAACAACAGCCAGAGUGGAGAAGCUUCCAAGAGCCCCCAGGAGAGCCGACGCUUAAGUAUCCAACGCUGCAUCCAGUCCCUGGUCCACGCUUGUCAGUGUCGCAAUGCCAACUGCUCUCUGCCGUCCUGCCAGAAGAUGAAGCGAGUGGUACAGCACACCAAGGGCUGCAAACGCAAAACCAACGGUGGCUGUCCUGUAUGCAAGCAGCUCAUUGCUUUAUGCUGUUACCAUGCAAAGCACUGUCAGGAGAACAAGUGUCCCGUCCCAUUCUGCCUGAACAUCAAGCACAAGCUACGCCAGCAGCAGCUGCAGCACAGGCUCCAACAGGCCCAGCUGAUGAGGAGAAGAAUGGCUACCAUGCAAGGCAGAACCAUGCCGUUACCGUCCCCACCGGCUUCAGCUGCCCCCAGCACUCCCAAUUCCCAUGCCCAGCCCAACACUCCCCAGACGUCCCAGCAGCCACUCUCCAACCAGCCGCAGACCCCCAACUCAGCAGGUGUUAUGUCGCCCUCUUUUCCCAAUGCCCCUCGCAAUGGCCAGCCUCAGGCAUCAAUUUCCCAGGGCAAGCCUGGGCCCCAGGCCUCCCCUCUACACCAGCAGCAGUCCCCUCUUCCCCAGCCACCCCAGCAACCUCAACAGCUACCACAGCAGCCUCCCCUUGCUGCUGUCAAGAUGGCACGUCACAUCGAGAUGAUGGCACAGGCCCAGCAGAACCAGCAGAACUACCGGGUCAACAUGAACGGCUUGGCCAUGAACCCCCAGCAGCCACAGCAACGCAUGACUGGACCAAUGCAGCCACCCAUGCAGAUGGUUCCAGGGCCCCGGGGACCACAGGUCUUGCAACCCGGCAUGGCCCCGGGACAGUGGCCUGGAGCUGCAGGGCCCAUGCAGGCAGCUCAGAAUCAACAACCAGGCCUCAUCCCAGGACAGACCCCACAGCAGGCCAUGACCAUGCAGAGAGCCAUGAUGGCCCCAGGGCAGCAACCUCAGCAGAGCCAGAGGAUGCUGAUACCACAGCAGCCUGGUGCUCGGCCACAGACACCGCAGAGACCUGGUGCUAUAGCCCCCAACGCUCUCCAGGACCUUCUGCGUACCCUCAAGUCUCCCAGCUCACCCCAGCAGCAGCAGCAAGUCCUAAACAUCCUCAAAUCAAACCCUCAGCUAAUGGCUGCUUUUAUCAAACAGCGAACAGCCAAGUACCAUGCCAACCAACCGCAGCAGACAGGUCAGCAACAGCAGCCUGGUAUGCCAACAAUGCAGGCCAUGGCCAUGCCAGGUGGGGCGGUUCAGAGACCGGGGAUGCCCCCUCAGCAGCCCCAGCAGCCUCCUGCUCAGGGCAUGGCCGCAUUAGGGGCUCAAGGGCAGCUGAUGAAUGCAGCACACAACCCCACCCAACAAAUCCAGGAGCUCUACCGUCGGCAGCUCCUAAGACAACAGCAGCAGCAGCAACAACAGCAGCAGCAGCAACAACAACAACAACAACAGGGAGUGAUGCCUCAGGGCCACCCAGGCCAGUUCCCUGCUCAGGCGCAGGGCACAGCAGCUACAUACUCCCAGCUCCGCAUGCAGCAGCAACAGCAGCAGAUAGCCAUGCAGGCACCCAUGGCUCAGAUGGCCCAGCCUGGCAUGGGGAUGGACUCCACCCAGAACUUACUGCACCAACGAAUUCUACAGCAGCAGCAGCAGCUUCCCCAGCAGCAGCAGCAGGCCGUCCUCAAGCAGCAGAUGGGCUCUCCUGCCCAGCCCAGCCCAAUGAGUCCCCAGACCCACCUGCUGGCCGGCCAGCCUCAGGGUGGAGCCCACCUCCCCGGCCAGCCCGCGCUAGCCAAUGCCCUCAGCAACCAGGUCCGUUCCCCCGCGCCAGUUCAGUCCCCUUGUCCACCCUCGCAGACGCCACAUUCCAGUCCCUCACCGCAGGUCCAGAACCAACCGCAGCCCUCGCCGCAGCACCUGCCUCCACCCCACUCGGGUUCCCCCCACCACUUGGGGACACCAGAACAGAGCGCCAUGCUACCGCAGCUUAACACGCCCAACAGAGGGGGGCUGAACAGUGACUUGGGGAUGGUGGGAGAUGCUACAGGAGACACUCUGGAGAAAUUUGUGGAGGGAUUGUAGCAUUUCUGCUGGGAACUAAAGAACACAGUCUUGCUCCCAGGGACCCAUCCUCCCACACCUCCUAGUUUCCCCUCAGACUCUUUAUCCCGUUAGAGGGCUUUCUUUGUUCUUUCUAAGGUUGAGAACGUUCUUUUGUACUGACAUGUAAAAAGUUUCCACUGUUGUAAAAAGAAAAAAAAAACAUUUGGUCAAGGGAGAAAAAAAAAAAAGUCAACACUUCUAGGGAAUGUAAUUGUUUCCUAAAACCAGAGUAAUGGGUAUUUCUUCCUUAAGAUGUUGAGGGAUUUGCAAGUUUGCUUCUUAAAUGAAAUUUGAAUCAAAAAGAAUAUAUUUUUUGGUUGAGACCAAAUGUGCUCAAAUAUUCAAUUUAUUUUUGGUUUGUUUUGGUAUGAUUUCAUGCCUUUCUUGUUUCUUUUUUUUAAAAGAAAAUGUACAAUUGCAUUAUAUUAUUCAUAUCUUUUUAUUUUGUACCUUUGGAAAAAAAACCUUAAAGCAUUUUUUUGUGUUGAAACUGUAAAAUAAUUUGUCUGGGAAUUGGGCCAGGUUUUUUGUUCUCUUCUCAAGCUGUCAUUCCUGGCAAUUGUAAUCAUACGUUGUACCAUUACUCCAAGACGAUGUGUUCAGGGACAGAGGCCGCAACCUUCCUCCUUGUGUGUAUGAAGAGCACUCAGUUGUAUUAAAAAUAGGAAACAGACUGCGGCAGGUUGUGUAUACAUGGGCAUGUAUGCAGGCGCACAUGAAGACACUGACACACACCCUCACAGUCACUAAAAGAAACACAUGGACAGCAGCCUACAUCUCAGUGGCCUGGAAAUUGGAAAAAUCUGUCUUGCAGGUGUAGAAAAUUGUUGCUUUGACAUUAAAAAAAAGAAGAAUUUGUCAUACGUAUUUUUUUUUUUUCAUUUUGUCAUACACAUAUUGUAAAGUGUAAAGAGAAUGUGAGAAAGAGACCAGCCCCCUAAGCUGAGGUGGAAUGAUCACCGGUUGCGCCACAUCUCGGAUGAUGCCCCAUCCUCUAAAUUUUACACUAAGCUGUGUGUGCGAUCUAGGGAUGAAGGGCACAUUGGAGAUUUCCCCCUGAGGAAAACUAAAUGUUAUCAACGCUCAUUCCUCUCGCAAAAACUUGAAUUAGGGGGGAUUUACUUUUUCUCGUAUUGUAAAUCAAGUUAUUAAGCAAAAUACUAUAAAUAUAAGGAAGAGAGAAUGAAAUCACUGUAUAAACUGGUAAAAGACUCAUUUCUUACUUAUAUACCAUAUUGUUAAAUAAACUGUGCAACAGAAGAACUCUAGUACUCUGUUGACUAAAUAAUGAUGCA
This is a messenger RNA of Scomber scombrus (Atlantic mackerel), 9388 nucleotides long. Its product is annotated as CREB-binding protein-like. Gene Ontology annotation, biological process: positive regulation of transcription by RNA polymerase II. Gene Ontology annotation, molecular function: histone acetyltransferase activity; chromatin DNA binding; protein binding. The record is from RefSeq and is a predicted model, not a curated record. Gene Ontology annotation, cellular component: transcription regulator complex; nucleus; histone acetyltransferase complex. Lineage: Eukaryota; Metazoa; Chordata; Actinopteri; Scombriformes; Scombridae.